Rhea pennata is the source of this 915-nucleotide messenger RNA. RefSeq names its product gap junction protein delta 2 (gene GJD2). Gene Ontology annotation, cellular component: connexin complex. Gene Ontology annotation, biological process: cell-cell signaling. The transcript has 2 exons. NCBI's taxonomy places the organism in Eukaryota, Metazoa, Chordata, Aves, Rheiformes, Rheidae. The coding region runs from base 1 to 915 and encodes 304 amino acids. The record is from RefSeq and is a predicted model, not a curated record. Gene Ontology annotation, molecular function: gap junction channel activity.
AUGGGGGAAUGGACUAUUCUAGAGAGGCUACUGGAAGCUGCCGUGCAGCAGCACUCUACUAUGAUAGGGAGGAUCCUGCUGACCGUGGUGGUGAUCUUCAGGAUCCUCAUUGUGGCCAUUGUAGGGGAGACGGUGUACGAUGACGAGCAAACUAUGUUUGUGUGUAACACGCUGCAGCCAGGCUGCAAUCAGGCUUGUUACGACCAGGCUUUCCCUAUCUCUCAUAUAAGGUACUGGGUGUUCCAGAUCAUCAUGGUGUGCACUCCCAGCCUCUGCUUCAUAACGUACUCUGUUCACCAGUCUGCUAAGCAGAGGGAACGGAGGUACUCCACUGUCUUCCUCACCCUGGAGAGGGACCAGGACUCGAUGAAGCGUGAGGACAGUAAGAAAAUCAAGAACACCAUUGUCAAUGGGGUGCUGCAGAACACCGAGAACUCCACCAAAGAGGCAGAACCAGACUGCUUAGAAGUGAAGGAAAUCCCCAAUCCUGCUAUCAGAACUACAAAGUCAAAGAUGAGGAGGCAAGAAGGCAUUUCUCGAUUUUAUAUCAUCCAAGUGGUCUUUCGAAAUGCCUUAGAGAUCGGAUUCUUAGUGGGACAGUAUUUUCUGUAUGGAUUCAAUGUCCCUUCCAUGUACGAAUGUGACAGAUACCCUUGCAUUAAAGAAGUAGAGUGCUAUGUCUCUAGACCCACUGAGAAGACUGUAUUCUUGGUAUUCAUGUUUGCUGUCAGUGGGAUUUGUGUGGUGCUCAAUUUGGCAGAACUGAACCACUUGGGCUGGAGAAAGAUCAAAAUGGCAGUGAGAGGAGUACAGGCAAAAAGGAAAUCCAUAUACGAAAUCAGAAAUAAGGACCUGCCAAGAAUGAGCAUGCCUAACUUUGGCAGGACUCAGUCAAGUGACUCAGCUUAUGUGUGA